AUGACUCUGAGGCAAAUUUCGAGGUUCGAACGACUCAACGACAUAUCCGUCAACGUUUUCACCACUUGGCGGAAGGGACGGAACGACGAGAUCGUUCCUUUACAGCUGACCAACGAUAAGGACAGACAUGUCAAUCUGUUGUAUCUGUCAGAUUCACGAAACAACUCGAACGGCGGUCAUUUCGCGUGUAUAAAGAAUCUGUCGCGAUUGUUGGGGUCUCAAUUAAACAGGAGCAAGAACAUGAAGUACAUAUGCGAUCGAUGCUUACACUACUUUCACUCGAGAGAGAAAUUGUCCGCUAACAGCGUCGACUGCGGAAAGAUGAACGACUGCGCCAUCGUUCUUCCGAACGACGACGACAAAUGGUUGUUUUUUCGCGAUCACAGUAGAAAGGAACGACUUCCCUUCGUGGUCUACGCCGAUCUGGAAUGCGUGUUGGAGAAAGAAAAGAUAGACAACGAUAACGUCAAAAGAUACACAUAUCAGCAUCACAGAGCGUUUAGCGUGGGAUACUACCUGUGCAGCCCGUACGACGAGAUUGGACCCGGGUACAGAUUUCGUCGCGGCGAGGACUGCGUGUCGUGGUUCGUCAACGAGCUCAACGUUAUCGCGCAUCGCGCGAAGGAGAUACUCAUAACGAACGUGACCAUGGCGGAGCUCACGUUGGACGAGACACGAAAUUUUUGGAGCGCGACGAGCUGCCACAUAUGUGAGAGACCGUUCAAAUCGGAGGACGGUCAACGCGUGCGCGAUCACUGCCACUUGACCGGACGUUACAGAGGUCCCGCGCAUCCGCGUUGCAACCUAAAUUAUAGAGACUCGUACGUUAUUCCUGUGUUCUUUCACAAUCUGUCCGGUUACGAUGCCCACUUUAUUAUCAAAGAUAUCGCCAACAGCUUCGAGGAACUAAGCGAAAGCGAUUUCGACCUGCUCACACGUAAAGGUGUAUUUCCGUACGAGUACGUCGACGGCUUCGAUAAGUUGCUGGUGACGGAAUUACCGCCGCGCGAGGACUUUUACAGUUCGUUGACCGGCGAGACUGCGAGCGAGAGCGAUUACGAGCACGCGCGGAACGUCUGGGGUUGUUUUCGCGUGAGAAAUCUCGGCGAGUACAGCGAUCUGUAUCUCAAAACGGACGUGCUUCUUCUAGCGGAUAUCUUCAAAAAUUUUUGCGACACCUGUAUUGACACUUACGGACUGAAUCCCGCGCAUUACUACACUCUACCAGGAUACACGUGGGACGCGAUGCUGAAGUACACGGGGGUGCGAUUCGAAUUGCUCACCGAUAUUGACAUGGUAAUGUUCGUGGAGCGCGGUAUCCGCGGCGGUCUGAGUCAAUGCUCCAACAGGUACGCGCGAGCCAACAACAAAUAUAUGCGAUCGCACGACUCUUCGCAACCGUCGACGUAUCUCAUGUACUUCGACGUGAACAAUCUGUACGGUUGGGCGAUGUGCGAACCGUUGCCGUACGCGGACUUUCAAUGGGUCGACGACGCGGAGAGUCUCGACGUAAUGUCCGUGAAGUUGGACUCCGCUAUCGGUUACAUCUUGGAGGUCGACCUUGCGUACCCGCAUGAACUCCACGACGCUCACGCUGACCUUCCGUUCUUCCCGACGCGCGAUAAGCCUCCCGGAAAAGGGUGCGAUAAACUCCUCGCCACUCUGCGCGAUAAAUCGCGCUACGUGCUGCAUUACCGUAAUCUACAGCAAUGCGUGCGAUACGGAUUGUGCGUCACGAAGAUUCACCGCGCGCUUCGAUUCGCGCAAUCUCCGUGGCUUCGGGGAUACAUAGAGCUUAAUACGGGAUUCAGAGCUCGCGCCAGCAACGAUUUCGAGAAAGAAAUGUACAAAUUAAUGAACAAUGCGGUAUUCGGCAAGACCAUGGAAAACGUACGAGAUCACGUAGACGUGCGUCUCGUGACGCGUUGGGAUGGGAGAUACGGCGCGGAGGCGAUAAUCGCGAAACCGAAUUUUCACAGUCGAACCGUCUUCGCGGAGAAUCUGAUCGCCGUCGAGUUGCGCAGGCUCGAGGUGAGGUUGUACAAACCCAUCUACGUCGGUAUGUGCAUUCUCGAGAUAUCCAAGACGCGCGUCUACGAUUUUCAUUACGAUUACAUGGUGCCGCUGCAUCGCGAAAGGUGUAAGAUAAUGUACACGGACACCGACAGUCUCAUAUAUUUUCUCGAGUGCGACGACGCGUACGAGGAUAUGAAACGCGACAUCGCGAGAUUCGACACAAGCGGCUAUCCCAAGGACAACAAGUAUCGCAUGCCGCGCGUCAACAAGAAGAUACCCGGUUUGAUGAAAGACGAGAACGACGGCACGGUGAUGACAGAAUUCGUUGGACUGAGGUCGAAAAUGUACGCCUUGAGGGUCGAGGAAAAGAGCGACACGAAGAAAAUAAAGGGUAUCAAGAAAAACGUGGUCGCGAGAACGAUAACGUUCGACGAUUACGUGUGUUGUCUGAACGACGCGAUAGGGCAGUUUAGGCGUCAGUCGUGUAUUCGUUUGACUGCACACGAGGUACACACCGUGUCCGAGUUGAAACUCGCUCUCAGCCCGUACGACGACAAGCGAUACGUCGUUCCCGACUCGUACGACACUCUACCGUGGGGGCAUUACAAGAUACAGCCGUGA
Temnothorax curvispinosus is the source of this 2637-nucleotide messenger RNA. RefSeq lists its product as uncharacterized. The transcript has 3 exons. Gene Ontology annotation, molecular function: DNA-directed DNA polymerase activity; nucleotide binding; DNA binding. Gene Ontology annotation, biological process: DNA replication. The record is from RefSeq and is a predicted model, not a curated record. Bases 1 to 2637 code for a protein of 878 amino acids. Lineage: Eukaryota; Metazoa; Arthropoda; Insecta; Hymenoptera; Formicidae.